UUAUAUGUGCUUCCCAUAUUCUUUCUUGGUGACUAAGGGUGAUCCAGUUGUUACAUUUGCUUAUUUAUUGUUCAAAUUUGUGAUCUUUACUCAUUGACUGAGUUUGCUUGGGACAGAAUGCUAGGCAACAGUAUGUGCAUUGUCUGUCAUUAGGAUUGGUCAUGGUGGAGUUAUUUAUUUCUUUUAUUUUUUCCUCAACCAAUGCACAUGCCUUCUUUUAGUUUUCUUAUUUUAGGUUGAUGCUUAGUGUUGAACAUGAUGGGCCAAUGGUUGCUAUAAAAUUUAACAUAAUAUUGGGAAUUAGGUCUACCCAGCCUACCCCUCACAACACUUGGUAAUGGCAUAUACAUUUAUUGCUUCAUGAGCUGUUUGAUAUUCCCGUCUUAUAGCUUUUAUAGGUAUGUGUCAUCCAAUCAAUUGGAAUUUGUUUAUCUGUACUGUUUUCUUCCUUACUAACUAAUUAUCCUCACUAUUUUUAAAUUUUUUGUUCCUACCCAUUGAAUUGAUUUGAAUUGCUUCUUGUUACUGUUUGUGUUGCCUUUUCCUUUAUAUCCUUCUGGGGUCAAUUCAAAUUGAGCACUAGGCAUUUUAUUUGUGGUACAUGUCAUGGUGACCUCCUUAGCCACCUAAAGAAAAGAAAAUAAAUGAACAAAAGAAAACAGCACAGUUUAGCCCCAUUACAUUUUACAGAUUUGGUGUCACCUUUCCCAAUGUUUGUAGUUGUCUGUGAUGGACGUAUUCUCUCACAUCAAUCAGUUAUAUGUUCCUUUGUUUACCAGUUUGCAAUUUGUUUCCAGUGUCAUCUGAUUUGUUUCAUGGUUGCUUUCAUUGAUUUCUUUUCAAGUCUUGACAUUGGAUGUUUCUUACCAAAUCUUGCUAAAAAAUGUCUGUCAAUAUUUGUCAUACUAUUCAAAUCCCUUGCAUAUCUCUUGACAUUUUUUUCAACAUUUAGUACCAAUGGGAAUUUUUAUCUGGUAGGUUUGAAAAGGAAAUUUACUUUUACCUUUUUAUUAACACUUUGAUAGUGAAACCAUAAUUGCUAGGCCGAUUUUCUAUAAUAUAACAAUAAUUAAAAUGAAUAAAAUAAUGAGUUUGUAUACCCCUUCUAUGAAACUUGUGCAUCAACUUCUUCCGUUCAUGUUUAACUUGAAAUAUGGAUUUCGAAAACUAAUUACUGCUACGAUUCAUUGUUACUUUUGAAUGUUUGUCAAACAUAGCAUGUCUUUGUUUACCUCUAUUGCAACAUCCAGUACAUGGCCAUGUCGGAUGUGUGCCUGUUGAAGAAAGCGUUGCAAUGUUUAUCCAUGUGUUGAGAGGGUUGCAAAAUCGGGAAAUCCAAGAAUGGUUCCAACAUUCAGGGGAGACUGUGUCCCGAAACGCGCAUAAUGUAUUAACUUCCAUGAAGGAGUUCACUGUUGUUCAUUGCCGGCCCACAUAUAGUCAGCAUCAUAUACAUCCAUACGUGCGGUCUAAAUGGAAAUACCUACCGUUCAAGGACUGUAUCGGAGCCAUAGACGGAACACAUGUAAGUACACGGGUUACAGGGCCAGAUGCGGCAACAUAUUUCGAUAGGAAAUACUGUCACACACAAAAUAUCAUGGCCGCGAGCGAUUUUGACAUGUGUUUCAUCUUUAUUUCGCUUGGAUGGAAAGGAAGUAUGCACGAUAGUUGUAUCUUCAACGAGAUACUAACAAAUGAUAAUGUCCCAUUUUCACAUCCUAAAGAAGGCAAAUAUUAUCUUAUCGAUGCUAGCUAUCCAAACUGGGUAGGUUACCUAGCACCUUUCAAAGGCAGCCGUUACCACCAUCAACAAUUCCGAAGUAGUGAACGGAACAGGACGGCAAACACCCAAAGGGGAUUAUUUAACAAAGUUCACUCGUCGUUAUGCAGUAUGGUGGAAUGCACUUUCGGUGCCUGAAAAAUUGAUGGGGAUUUAUUAGAGACAUGCCUCGGUAUGAUUUUGCAAAUGUGCAAGUUUAGUUAGUAGUGCAUCAAUGGCAUUACAUAAUUAUAUACGACGAAAUACAGGUAAUCCAACAACUGUUAAUCCCAUCUGCGACGAGGAAGAGGCUAUGACAAUAGUAAGUGCUAUACCAGAAGUUGAACAUGACGAUGAUGGUUUAAUGGUUGGAGAUGAGGACCCGCAUAUAGCAUUGGUGCGACUUCGCAUACGAGACAAGUUAGUGUAUUUACGUAAUAAUAGAAUGUUAGGAAAUAUAUAAUAGUCCACCUAAUAUUCGUAGGCUUCUAACAUUGGUAACCCACGCGGAAGAGGCUGUAUGUAAAUAUAUUAUCAUGUACAACAUGUAUGUGUUUAUACGGGAAAUAAUCCCUUUUAGUUGGUGACGUGUCUAACUUUGAAAAAACAGGAAAAAAAAAAGAAAAAGAAAAACCUUUUUGA
Molecule: messenger RNA, 2401 nt
Organism: Camellia sinensis
Lineage: Eukaryota; Viridiplantae; Streptophyta; Magnoliopsida; Ericales; Theaceae
Source: RefSeq, a predicted model, not a curated record